GCACCACUACAAAACCGUUCACAAGGUUCAGUAAACACGUAUCUUCCAUUUGCUCAGGAAUAUUCAGCUUCUGAUCGACGAACAAUCCACGUACAACCGUCACUUCGUCAAGUGUCAAGAUCGAGACCGUCUCUUCUCCCUAAUUCCCUAAUUUAUUGAAUUAAUAGCAACAAAAAAUGCCGGCAGCUCCAAGUGCGACUUCUGUGGGCUCUGGAGGUAAAUCUCCUAGUCGAGCUGUUGCUGCACCCCGGACCAGUGGCUCUGGAACUGUCAGACAGAGGAAAACAACAGUUGCAACAUCCGCCAGGAACAGGAACACAGGCACCAGCUCCGGAGGCAUGUGGAGAUUCUACACUGACGACUCACCUGGAAUUAAAGUUGGACCAGUGCCAGUGCUCGUGAUGUCUCUCCUGUUCAUCGCCUCAGUCUUCAUGCUCCACAUCUGGGGAAAAUACACAAGAUCUUAAAGCUAAAAUAAUUCCUGAAGACUGUGUGAAGUUAAAUGUCUGCAUUCAGCACCGAGUGCAACUAAAAAACCGAAUUGGUGGAUUGAAUCCCUGCAUUUGUUUCCAAGUGAUUCUGCCACGGCAUCAGUGAAUGUCGUGAUCCCCAAAGCAGAUUUUAUUUAAAUUCAUUAACUUAAUUAAUCACAUCAACCGUAAACUCAGCAUUUUUAUAUGUCACCGUAUAAUUUGAUAAUAAAUCAAUAAUUCUGUUAA
Molecule: messenger RNA, 719 nt
Organism: Fopius arisanus
Lineage: Eukaryota; Metazoa; Arthropoda; Insecta; Hymenoptera; Braconidae
Gene: Sec61beta
Product: Sec61 translocon subunit beta
Exons: 3
Coding region: 177-467 (96 amino acids)
Biological process (GO): post-translational protein targeting to membrane, translocation; SRP-dependent cotranslational protein targeting to membrane, translocation
Cellular component (GO): Sec61 translocon complex; membrane
Molecular function (GO): guanyl-nucleotide exchange factor activity
Source: RefSeq, a predicted model, not a curated record